CGUCAGCCUGCUUUCCCACCCAUCUCUCAUUUGCAAUCCCUUCCAGAGUUUAUUGGUAGAAGGAACCCCAGUGGCUUCCUAGGGAUGGGACCCCAAGCCCUGCCGCCUGUCCUCCUGCUGCUGCUGCUGUGUAGGGCAGGAAGUCCUUUCCGGAUCUGCGCCUUCAACACUCAGCGCUUCGCCCAAGGGAAGGCAGACAAAGCAGAUGUCAUGGACAUUUUUGUCAAGAUUCUGUCUCGUUGUGAUAUCGCUGUCCUACAAGAGGUGAUGGAUGCAAAAGGAAAGGCAGUUCCCACCUUGGUGGCAGCACUGAAUAGCUUUGAUAGUUCUGGGCCCUAUAAUUACCUCACCAGCCCUUUGCUAGGCCGGGGCAAUUACCAAGAACGCUAUGUGUUCAUAUACCGAGUCCACAAGACACGGUUGCUGGACUCCUACACAUACGAGGACAAUCAUCCAGACCGACUCGAUGUCUUUGCACGGGAGCCCUUCAUCGUCCGCUUCACGGUGCCAAGCAAAGCACUCCCAGAUGUGGUGCUGAUCCCACAACACACAAUGCCCUCAAAGGCAGAAGCUGAAAUCGAUGCUCUCUAUGAUGUUUUCCUGGAUGUGCAGGCUCGCUGGAAUACAGAGGAGAUGAUUUUCUUGGGCGAUUUCAAUGCUGAUUGUGGCUACGUGGCCAAGAAGCGUUGGGGACAAAUCCGCUUGCGCCAGCAGCCUGGCUUUCAUUGGCUCAUCGGAGACAAAGCUGACAGCACAGUGCGAGAGAACACCCGCUGUGCCUAUGACAGGAUCGUGGUUCAUGGCGAGCGUUGCCUGGGUGCAGUCAUACCUGGAUCGGCUCAGCCGUUUAACUUCCCCAAGGAAUAUGGACUCUCGGAGGAAGAGGCGCUGAAGGUGAGUGACCAUUAUCCUGUCGAAGUGGAGCUGGACACAGCCUGUUGGGGGCUCCCACCCACCGGUCCCACUGGCCUUGUGCUGCUGGCAUUAGCCGUGUCGUCUGGCUCAGGAUAUGGCAUCUGAAGUUCGGACCCUGAAGAUUCGUAUGUUGGUGGCUGUACUGGUCGCCAAGCAACAGAGAGAGAAGAUUUUGAGACUGGACCAACCGGUGGUUUCAAGAUGUUAUGGAAGGUUUACACCCAGAGCGCCAUCGUAGGCAAAACGCAUGUCCUCAGCACAAAAAGGUAGAACAAGUAUUGGGGUGCCGUUUCAACAAUCUGAAAACUGGUAGGAAUUGUGUACAUCUGACCCAAAGAAGCUGGGGUACGUUGGAGCUGUCAGUUAACAGGAAAGCUUCUGGGAGGCUGCUGCCCUGCAGAGCCAUGUGCAGCCAGGAGCACGUUGAGCUAAGUGGCCCCAGGGUUGCUGGCAAAGCCAUGGAGCCUUCUUGUCUUGCACUUGGGCUGCAGCGAUGGUUGGUAAGU
Messenger RNA from Eublepharis macularius, 1421 nucleotides. RefSeq names its product deoxyribonuclease-1-like 1. Gene Ontology annotation, biological process: DNA catabolic process. Lineage: Eukaryota; Metazoa; Chordata; Lepidosauria; Squamata; Eublepharidae. Gene Ontology annotation, cellular component: nucleus. The record is from RefSeq and is a predicted model, not a curated record. Gene Ontology annotation, molecular function: DNA nuclease activity. The transcript is spliced from 8 exons. The coding region runs from base 85 to 1020 and encodes 311 amino acids.